Oncorhynchus mykiss (rainbow trout) is the source of this 2253-nucleotide messenger RNA. NCBI's taxonomy places the organism in Eukaryota, Metazoa, Chordata, Actinopteri, Salmoniformes, Salmonidae. The record is from RefSeq and is a predicted model, not a curated record.
CCACAUGGGCGGGAUUAUGCAGAAGGGUAUUGCGCAUGUGCUCCUUCCGCUAUACGCCACGGACAGAGGUAUCAUCAUGUCCAGGGUGCCGGUGGGCAAGGUGCUGCUGCGAAAUGUUAUUUGUCACACAGAUGCCCACAACAAGAUCCAGGAGGAGUCGGAGAUGUGGAAGUUGAGGGGGAUGGAGAAGGGGCCAUUCACCAGCCACAGAUCGAUGCCACGAGCCUUAAAUCCAUCCAGGAGUCACAUGCACUGUGAUCGUGUGGAGGAUGGGUCUGUAGACAGACUGGGAGACCGGCUGUGGAGAAGAGAACACGAUUCCAGCCAGGACAAGAGGAAGGCACGCUACUGGACCAAGAAACUCUGACUUUGAGGCCAAUGAUUCGGACAGAUGGGGACACAGCGGUUUUAAGGAGCUACACCCUGAGGAGUUUAAAAGUGACUGGGAUAGAGACCGUGGUGAUGAUCAGAAUGGGCAUUGGAGAAAGAAAACGUCCAGACUUAAAACAGCCAAAUCAAAACAUCUGAAGAAGUCCUCCAAGAAGAAGAAAGAGGAAAAGCGAAGGAUAGGUGAGUCAGACGGUGAGUCCAGCAGCGACAAGAGCGACAGUGUCAAACAGGAACAGAAGAGGAAAAGCAGCAAGAGCAAACAUAAGAGGAAAAAGAGGGAGAGAGAGGAGGAGAGCAGCUCAGAGGAGGAGGAUGAUGAUGAGGAGGAGAGAGGGAGAAGGAGGAAAUGAUAGAUGGACUCCCACAGAGACACAGGACCAGAGUCACACAAGAAGAGGAAGAAAAACUGGAAAGCAGGAGAGGACAAAUCGGAAGACAGUUCUGAGGAUUGAACCUUUUUCCAUUGGCAGCCAGUAACCUGUACCCUCAUACUGCUCAACCCCCUUUCAGUUACUGAAAGUGAGUGGGCAAAGCUUUCACAGUUACACCCCACUUCCACUUUAGUGUCCAAUGUUUCCCACAAGAUUUGUUGUGAGCACGGCAUCACCAUAGCUAAUUGCUAGAAAUGUUUGUGAUUUAUCCAAUAUUAAGACAACUGAGGAAUUGGCUAAAGUACAAAUAUAACUUUUGAACAGACCUACUGGCAGGGGAAAGCAUAUCGCUCUUCCCUUAACAACUUUCCUCUGCAAUACUCUUCUGUGCUGUACUUCUCUUUCUGUGUACAGCUGAGCACAAACCUGUGUUCUCCCCUAAGGGCAUUCAGCAGUACCUCACCUUCUGUUACUGGUGCUGCUCAAGCUGCAGUGCUCAGAUAGUGAGCUGACACUGCACAAAUAUGGACUAAACGAAAGCCACCUAAUUCCACCUCAUGACAAGUUGAUUGACUGCUGAGCCUUGUCUCAUAGUUAGUGUUCUGGCUUGACUUUAGCUGUUAUACUAUGGAAAAUUAUGAAAUUGUAUGCAGAUUUCCCAACCAAUUGUGACAAUCUUUUAUGCUUUUUUUAAAUUCAGUAUUUAUUUUAAAAACGUUUGAUUUAUGGGAGUCGGGAUUUAACGGAAUGUCAGGAGGGACAUUGAAAAAUAAAAUGCAUAUUUAGUUUUCUGAAAAUGUACUCUGGUUAUCACACCACACUUUUAAACAGGAAGGACAAAUCACAUGGAUCUCAUGUUAUGACUGCAGGAUAUCUACAUGACUAUCAUUCACAAGUCGUCUCAGUAGGCCUAUAGCCUUUCUAUUUCAUGAGCUUGAGCAUAAAUUUGACUCUUCAUGCAUCAAAUUCUAUGAAAUAUUGCCCCUUGGGUUGAAUACGUCCAGAACUGGGUACCGUUUACCAUAUAACAUUGUAUAAAUGGUGUACGGUUUCCCUCUAGUGUUAAGUUUCUACAGUACUCACUGUAGAUGUAAUGAGCAAGAAAAUGGAAUAGGUCAGCACUGAAUGAGAAUUUCUACAUCACUAUAUAAACUCCUUUUAAGAGACCUGCUGAAAAAGGUGCUGUCGUCUAAAACAGGUUUGAGCGGCAUAGUUUUAUUCUUACGUAGAGAGCAGGCCACUGCUAUAUGGUAUCUUUUCAAGUUCAUGCCUUUCUCCUUAAUGAUCAUCACGCUGUACAAGGUUAAUUUAUUAUUUAGUGGAAGGGCUAGGAGGCCUACAGGGUCUAAUAUCCUGUUAUCUAUGGUGCGUUGUCUCCACCUAGUGGCUCAAUCAGUGUAGUAGACCCUGAGGAUUGAUUGACUCAUGGCCUCUUUUGACUUCAUCAGAAUAAAUAGUUUAUUUGUGACAAAUAAAGGAAUAUUGUUUCUGA